Messenger RNA from Botrytis deweyae, 930 nucleotides. RefSeq lists its product as uncharacterized. Gene Ontology annotation, biological process: regulation of translational fidelity; alanyl-tRNA aminoacylation. Gene Ontology annotation, molecular function: Ser-tRNA(Ala) deacylase activity; alanine-tRNA ligase activity; ATP binding. Lineage: Eukaryota; Fungi; Ascomycota; Leotiomycetes; Helotiales; Sclerotiniaceae. The coding region runs from base 1 to 930 and encodes 309 amino acids. The record is from RefSeq and is a predicted model, not a curated record. The transcript has 2 exons.
AUGCAGUUGUUUCGAUUCAGAAGAUCGCAUUCUCUUCUGCAGUGUUUGACCUCGGCAAAUUUACACAGUAAGCGACGGAGUGUUAGAAACCACACGUGUGGCUCAAAGAUCAUGUCCGAACCAACCAAACUAAUCUAUCAACAAGAUGGAGACAAGCUCCUCCACCCCGCCACAAUCCUCUCCAUCAUCCCUGUCUCCGCCCUCCCAGACCCCGACCAAUCAUUCCUGAAAGACUCCCCCGACAUCGAACAUGCCAUCAUCACCGACUCCACCAUUUUCUACGUCCAAGGCGGCGGUCAGCCCUUCGACACCGGAACCAUGACCUCCGAGAUCCCCCGCAAAAACACCUCCAUCUUCGAAGUCAAAUCCGUGCGUCAGCCCGCUCACGGCAGCCAAAUUCUUCACCUCGGCCGCUUUUCCCCCGCGGGAACGCCGCCCUUCGAGAGCGGAGAAAUCGUGCAUCAACACGUCGAUGCCGAGAAACGAAAUCUGUAUUCGCGUUUCCAUACCGCGGGUCACAUUCUCAGUCUUGCUAUCCUGGCGCUCGUUCGCGAAGGCGUGCUUGCGCCGCUGACGGAGUCAAAGGCGUCGCAUUAUCCGGAUGCGGCGGCGGUGGUGUUUGGAGGGACGAUUGAGGGGAAGCAUAAGGAUGUGAUUCAGGCGAAGACGGAUGAGUUUGUGAAGUUGGCGAGACCGGUCAAGAUUCAUUGGUGGCCGAUGGAGGAGGUGAGGGAGAAGUGUAGUGGGGUGACGGAUGAUUUUGCGUUGCCGGAAGGAGAGCUCAUGGCGAGAGUGGUGGAGAUGGUGGGCUUGGGGAGUUAUCCUUGUGGGGGGACCCACGUGCAUGAUUGUAGUCAGGUGGGAAAGAUUGAGGUGAAGAAGAUUUCGCGUUCGAAGGGUAUGACGAGGGUUUCGUAUAAAGUUACAUAG